AUGGCAGCGAGGGCCCUCUCCAAAGUUGUCGCUCAGGAAGCAACAGAGGGGGCGGUGCUCAAAGUAGGAAGUUCAGUCACAGGCAUCGACGACGAAGAAGAGUCAUCGGGUGGCGGCUCGUUUGCGAACAACCUCAUCGACGGCAUGGCGGAAGGCGUGGUACUCGCAGCCGCGUGGUUCACGGUGCGCAUGAUCUGCCAAGUGAGCUACAAGGCGAUCAAGUCCUACCGGGAGGGGAAGCGCGAGGGGAACCCCAACAACCCGCAGCUCACAGGAAAAGAAGAGGAACAAGCUUUUUUCGAGGUGUGCGGCGAAGGUCCACUCCCAUGGGACCCUGCUGGGUGCAGCACGGCCGGCAUGCACGGCCACAGCGCGGAGGCUUUGCGCCAACAAGACGAUCGGCUGUGGAUCGAGGAGCUUCGCCGCGCUUCAGACGUUAGCAGCCGCGACAACCUUCGGUUGUUGGAUGAGAUCAAGGUCGUGGGCGACAAAAUCGACAAUCUUCCCCUCGAGGCGCUGUACGACAAGCUGAGGCACUCGAUGAAGUUGCUGCUCGAGUACCAGCAGAACCCCCGCUUCCGGACUGCCUAUGAGACCCUCCAGCAGGCCGAAGCUGCCGCGAGAGAGGUCUACACAAACGAAAAGUCGCUCGUGAUGAACCUGAGCGCGCUGCGCAUUCGGAUCGUCAUCACCUACCUCCACUGCCCGAAGCACAGCCAGGGGCAGGAGACCAGCAUGAACGACAAGGCUCUGGACAAGGAGCAGUGCCAGCUCUACAUCACCAACGCCCUCAAGCAAGGAACUCUGGAGACUCUGUGCCGGUCGUUCCUCUCCUCGCGGGACAGCGAGGACAGCAAGCUCCGCGAGAGGGUGGCCAAGGACGCCGUGGUGGCUUUCGACAUCAUCCUGGAGGUCCUGGCCAGCGUGUACAUGCUCGAGCCGUUUACUCCCUCGCAGGGCCCCCUGCCGAAAGACGUGCCUGACAUCGUCAUCCACGCCCUGUCCGCGUACUGCCAAAGCGGGAUGGGCAAGUCGGCUCUCUACGCGGACCUCGCGCGGUCACUCAAAGCCUGGCAGGACACGCCGGAGAGGCAGGAUAAGCAAGCCCUGCAAGCCCUGUACUCGUCCACAAACGGGCCGAAGUGGGCGUGCAACGAGGGCUGGGACACCCUGCUCGAGACCCCGCUGUCGUGCCUGUACGGCGUCACCACGGAGGGCGGGAUGGUCACCAAGAUCUGCCUCGGGGCCAACGACUUGGACGGCCGCCUCCCCCCGGAACUGGGCAAGCUGCGUUUCUUGCAGGAGCUCUCUCUCCCCGGAAACAAGCUCUUCGGGAGAAUACCCAAAUCGUUGUGGGAGCUCCCCAGUCUGCGCGUGGUGGCUCUGCACAAGAACAAGUUCUCAGCCACCCCUCCGGCGAAUUUCGCGCCCGCGCUACCCGUCCCCCUUUCAAUGGAGGGCGCAGCUGGUGGCGCGCCCAAGCCACCUCCACGGCGGCGUCGCUGCCUUGCGGGCAAGGUGGAGGCGUGCCAUCCCGGCCGCAUAGAGCUGUACGACGGAGAGUGGUUCACGUGCUCGUGGAAGAUCUGCAACAGCGGAGGGCUUGUUUUCCCCAGACACACCAGGCUCUCCAGGUCCAGCGACGAGUAUUCCGGCAUCGGAGGGGCUGAGUUUGUCAUGGUCAACCCCCUCAGGCCUGGAGAGGAGCAGGUCGUCAGCGUCAUGCAGCAGGCGCCAAACCAUGAGGCGUGGUGUAAGGACGAGUGGGCCCUUGUCGGCGAGGGCCUGGACUUCUGGGACGAGGACGACGCGAAGGCUCAGACGCCCACCAUCACGGUCAUCAUGCGCGGCAGCGGCGCCGAGAAGAGCGCCGACAUGAACGCCAACCUGCCCACGCUUGCCAACACGGUGUUCGUUGCGGCCAGGCAGCGGCACCGAUCUUCCACCUACUCCUCCGGAUCCUCUCACCGCUAUUCCGUCAGCCUUGAGCCUCCUCCUCCUCCGUACUCCUUCUCUUGAGACACCCGGGUGCGCGCGCCCUUGGUGGACCCGCGCGUAGGGGUCCCCGCCCCAGGCGAGGGAGAGCACGACUACCGACGAAGAGCUGCGGGACCGGCUUACAGUUCGUUCGAUGCGCGGAAGAGGCUCAUGAACAGUCAGAAAACGGCUGUCUAGCCUCGAACAAUUUGGGGCCUGAGCUCUUGACAGAAUUGUUCACCACCCCCCGAAAAAAUAAAAUGUCCACGCUAGAGAUACCCGCUUAAAGUGGACUUGUUGACGUCGUGACAGUGAGUACCUGGUUGAUAUGUAAUUGACUUGUUUGAUAAUGUUUUUACGCCUUAUGCACGGAGAAGGCAGGGACGUCAGCCGGAACAAUAAACGCGUUUUUAACGGAGACGGUGUCCGCGUUUAGUUUCGCCAGGCGAACACGAACAAAUUGCCGAGUUUUUGACGGGACUACAAGGGAUGGAUGCGAGUACUGGCCCUCUCGGCAGUGGUAGAAUUUAUGUGGGAGAUGUGAGUGAACGACGCGUGGCUGUUUGGUGUGUGGUAGCGUGAUGUAGCGGGCGUUGGCGAUGCCUCACCACGGUGAGACAUCGAGGCCGCGACGUUCUCCGAUCGGCCUUCUGCGGCGUCAAUUUCUGCGUACAGAGGCGUCGUCGGAGUCGCAGAGAACGGUUGAACCGGAAACGCCACCCGCAGCAAUGGCUUUGGUGGGGAGUGCCCUCUGGAGCGAGCCUCAAAGGCGCGGCAUGAUUUUCACACUCAUGCGGCCCUUCCGCGCCCUUCCCCCUGGUCCGUGAACAUGGCACGUACCCUUCAGAGUUGUAGUACUGUGGGGCUAUUUACAUGUUGACUCUACUUGUCAGAAUUCAUUGUUUGAGCUUGUUUGAGAUUUUCUGGCUUGGCUUUGCAGUCCAAGGCUGUAUAUUAUUUUGUUGUUUGUCUUCUUGUAUGGAUCUUUCCCGCUGCAUGGUCGCCGUUGGCCUGGUGAGUCGUUUUAGGCGUUCCAUUGUAACGGCGCUGGGUGUAAAAAUAUUUUUGAGAGAGCGUGGGACAGGGGGGGCAACCUUGGUUCAUUUUUUUGGCACCGAGGCGGAUUUAAAAAAAAAUCACGGCGAUCGAGUUGACCUUAAGUUUGUCAUAUCCUGUAUCAACUCGGGUGCGCUUACAGGAGACUGCCCGUAUUGCCUGAUGUCCCCGGUGCGCGAUUCCCUGCUGAAAUAUUUCCUGGUUAGUGAUAGACCCGACAACCUACGUUGUCUGCUCACACGCCAUAUACAAACGGCGCGCAAAAUGUGGGUUUGCAGGAUCAUGUCGAGUACACUAUUAGCAUCUUGCUGAUGGCGUGAGUGUUUAGGUUAUGGCCGCGUGCACUUUAAAACGGAAGGAAGUGAGUGUGAUGUGAGUCGAAAGCUCAUUAGUUGUUGGUAUCCGUGUAGGAUACAAAAGUUGCUUGUGAAUCAUGUUCGGAGUAUUUAUGUCGACAAUGAAUUUCCUUCUUUGCGUCCGUUUGGUCUUCAACUUUAUGUUCGGGUCUGCCCUGUUCUGCAUUAUAUUUUCUGUAGAUCGUGGAACUCUUCAAUAAUUAUCUUCGAAGGUCAGGCAUUAGAUCAUUCUUUUGAGCUGUUUUUUGUUGUAUCACACGGUAGCUUGCAUACCACAUUGGGUAACUUGUAUCACCAGAGCGAAGUUGACUCAUUUGCCUUGAAGAACGAGUAGAAAAUACGGGGAUAGAUAGCGGUGAGUAGAGUUUUCUUUUUAAGACAAUAUAUAGCG
Molecule: messenger RNA, 3780 nt
Organism: Ectocarpus siliculosus
Lineage: Eukaryota; Phaeophyceae; Ectocarpales; Ectocarpaceae
Source: the annotation of a GenBank genome assembly